UUUUAAGCCUGUCGCCUCUUGCCCCCUUCACCUGCUCUGGGGCCGGGGCCGGGGCCGGGGCCACCGCUGCACCGGGUGCCCGGCGAGGCGCUGCCCACUCCUGCUCAGGAUGUCCGUUCUUUCAGGAAAGCCCAAAGUGUAUCAAGGUGUUAGAGUAAAGAUUACAGUUAAGGAGUUACUGCAGCAGAGGAGAGCACAACAAGCAGCAAACAGCUCAGCGGUUUCUUGGGGCGGCAGCAGCAUCCAGUUUUCAGAGUCUGUGUCUCCUCCUCACCCAGCGCCUUUUGACACAGAGUCCAUCUGUUCUGUUCCCAACUAUUGUCCAUCAUGGCAGUUUUCAAAUUGCCUCUCCUGCGAAGAAAGCCCUAGCUAUUUGGAGCAGCUGGUGGAUUCCUGUCUUCAGACAGAUGCGCCCUUAGACUCAGCCUUCAGUGCUUUCCAGACGUCCUCGCAUCACACCUCAGAUGCCUUCCAGCCAGCUCCGCUCUGCUUUAACCAAGGCCUGGCUGCCGGAUCCCCCAGUUCAGCUGACCUGUCCAGCCCAUUCAACUAUAGCUGCUCUCCUCCUCAGCUAUCUCCUUUCACUCCGCUGACCCACAGCCCACCCUCUGCCCUGGACACCAAGACCUGUGGCUACCCUGCAGAGGAGUGGUCCUGCCAUACCCCCUCCCCAUGCACCACCUCCACCUGCUGCUGCACAGCCUGUGGCUCCCAGCACGUGGACAACAGGGUCCCGCAGUACUUCCCCUGCCCCAGCACGGACUGCAUGGACUACCUGCCGCCUGUGGCCACGGCCGAGGACUUCUUCAGAAGGGAUAGGAACUGUGACAUCUGCUACAGCUAAUGGGACUGUGGUUUUGCACAUCCAUUGUAUCCAAAUCAGAUUAACUGCCCAUGAACCACACAAAGUUGCGCUGCCUAACACAAUCCAGUUUAUUAUUCACUACAUUUUCUACAUGAUGCUGUCACUACAUUAGUCCUCCCGUCUUGUAUGGUCAGGAGCGUUUUGUCGUGGUGGUGGUGGUGGUUUGGGGUUU
Grus americana (Whooping crane) is the source of this 1037-nucleotide messenger RNA. RefSeq names its product POU class 2 homeobox associating factor 3 (gene POU2AF3). The record is from RefSeq and is a predicted model, not a curated record. Bases 110 to 844 code for a protein of 244 amino acids. Lineage: Eukaryota; Metazoa; Chordata; Aves; Gruiformes; Gruidae. The transcript has 5 exons. Gene Ontology annotation, molecular function: POU domain binding; DNA binding. Gene Ontology annotation, cellular component: cytoplasm.